Messenger RNA from Morus notabilis, 813 nucleotides. RefSeq names its product clathrin interactor 1. The transcript is spliced from 4 exons. Bases 1 to 813 code for a protein of 270 amino acids. Gene Ontology annotation, biological process: endocytosis. The record is from RefSeq and is a predicted model, not a curated record. Lineage: Eukaryota; Viridiplantae; Streptophyta; Magnoliopsida; Rosales; Moraceae. Gene Ontology annotation, molecular function: clathrin binding; phospholipid binding. Gene Ontology annotation, cellular component: endosome; plasma membrane; clathrin vesicle coat.
AUGUCAAUCCUUUCAAGCCAGAAAAACAUGGGGAGUACUAGUCCAUUUUUCCAUGAAUUAAAGAAGCAAGCUUCUUCCUUUAUCAAGGACAAGAUCAAAACCGCUCGUCUGGCUCUAACUGAUGUAACACCUGCACAACUAAUGACAGAAGAUGCCACAAAUGGGAACACGUGGCCACCAGACACACGUGCCAUAGGAGUGAUAUCAAGGGCUGCUUUUGAAGUUGAUGAUUAUUGGAGGAUUGUGGAGAUUCUGCACAGCAGGUUAUUGAACUUUGAUAGAAACAACUGGAGAGGACCUUACAAGGCUCUAAUUUUAUUGGAACACCUUUUAACUCAUGGACCACUCAGAGUUUCUGAGGAGUUUAAGGAUGAUAUAGAUGUCAUCAAGGAGAUGGGAAAUUUUCAGUAUAUAGAUGAGAAAGGGUUCAACUGGGGGUUGCGCGUUAAUAAGUUGUGCGACAGGGUGUUGAAGCUUAUCAAAAACUCGGUGUUUCUCGAUGAAGAAAGAGCAAGAGCUCGUAAUUUGACUCGAGGAAUCGAAGGAUUCGGGAGCUUCAUCCAGCGUUCGUCUGCCAUUGACAAAGGCUUUCCUUCUAAAGCAUAUGGCAGGUGUAAUUCUUACUAUGAUGAUCAUCUAAAUGAGGAGAACAGGUUAACGCAAGAGAGUGGCAAGGAAAGGAACUCACAAUUCGUGAAGGAAGAAGAGGUUUCGGAAUCUUGGCUAAGCACAGGAGAUGGGAAUCCCAGAGGAAAUCACCCAUUUUGUGAUCAUGAACAUCAGAUAAAAUCCCUACUUUCUUCUGGGAUAUAG